This is a messenger RNA of Gorilla gorilla gorilla (western lowland gorilla), 3369 nucleotides long. RefSeq names its product acylaminoacyl-peptide hydrolase (gene APEH). The record is from RefSeq and is a predicted model, not a curated record. The coding region runs from base 542 to 3208 and encodes 888 amino acids. Gene Ontology annotation, molecular function: serine-type endopeptidase activity. The transcript has 20 exons. Gene Ontology annotation, biological process: proteolysis. NCBI's taxonomy places the organism in Eukaryota, Metazoa, Chordata, Mammalia, Primates, Hominidae.
CUAGUAAUCUUGAGUAAGUAAUGAUGCGGCUGAUGGGAAAGGGGAAGCUACAGGCCAGACAAGUGGACUCUCAAUCACAAGCACGCCAUGGAGCAGGGAGCCAGGGCCCUGAAUGUGGAAGACCAGCCAGACUCAGGUAUAUGGAGGGGACAUACUUACUGUCCAGCCUCUCCUGAUCUCUGUUGGCACCUUAGCCCAGCCAAUCCUGUACCACGUGCACAGGGAACCUGCCUGCCUAGGUUUUUUCCACAGGAAGCUCCCUGGUCCUGGGUGGAGUCUGAGCCCCCCAGGCCUUUCACACCCAAGAGCUCAGGCUGAGGCCUGGGGAGGAAGGCAGGGACCCACCAGCUCACGGUCCCCAACAAGGUGCCACUGAGAAGGGUGGGUAAAGGCUGCGGGGAUAGAUAGCUCUUGCGGCAGGCCUGGCGACUGAUAAGCCCGGGCAGCACCCUAAGAGUUGGCACCCGCCCCUCUGCCCCGCACCCCAGGGCUUUGCUUCGCGCCCUCCGCCCGGACCCUGGCCCUUCUCUUCUUCGUCUGCAUGGAAGUCCCUCCAGGGCAGGGCCUGGCACUGUGUAGUGAAUGUCGGCCUCGUGGUGGACCCGAAAGAACCCUACUGUCAGCCCCAGAGCCGCGGGAGAUCCACGCUGCGGCCGGCUCCGCCCCGCCCCACCCUCACGCUCACGCUCACGCUCACGCUCACGCUCACAGGCUCCCGGCUCCACAUUCCUCGCAGGGCUCCACUCCGGACCCGCCCGCCUUGCCCUUCAUCCUCAAAGACUCAUUGGUCCCAUUCCGCUCGGGCCCCGCCCUUCGCGUGCUUGGGCCAUGCCCGUCCGACCGCGCUGCUUCCGCCUCGCAGCCCCCCCUCAACCCCUUCUCUCGUAGGCCCUUCUACCCUCCCCGAAGCCGGGCUCCCGGGUUCCGCUUCCACAGGGCCGCCCCCUCUCCUCCGAGAUCCAACGCCUCGCCCCUCGGUAAGAGGCCCAGGACUCAGCCCACGGCCCCGCCCCCCACUUGGCUAGUCCGCCCCUGGCGAGACCCCCUGCUCUCACCCACCCAGGACUUCUCGCUCCCAGGCCGGGUCCUCUCACCGUCAAGGCCCGCCCCCUGUCAACGGUCCUCACCCAUUAGCCGAAGGCCCCGCCCCUCACAGAUUGCCGCAGGGCAGGGGCGGAGACAGCCCGGACCGUCCCAGGCUCCGCCCCCGGAAGCCUCACUUCCGGGCGCGAGCACGCCCCGCCUCGCCCCGGCGGCAGAGAGGAGACUAUGGAACGUCAGACUGCUGAGCAGAGAGUCUCCUUCAGGCACCAUGAAAGCUGUGCUGCGCAAGGCUGGAGGCACGGGCCCUGGGGAAGAGAAGCAGUUUCUGGAGGUUUGGGAGAAGAACCGGAAGCUCAAGAGCUUCAACCUGUCAGCGCUGGAGAAACAUGGGCCUGUUUAUGAGGAUGACUGCUUUGGCUGCCUGUCCUGGUCGCACUCGGAGACCCACUUGUUGUAUGUGGCAGAGAAGAAGCGCCCCAAGGCCGAGUCCUUCUUUCAGACCAAAGCCUUGGACGUCAGUGCCAGCGAUGAUGAGAUAGCCAGGCUGAAGAAGCCAGACCAAGCCAUCAAGGGGGAUCAGUUUGUGUUUUAUGAAGACUGGGGAGAAAACAUGGUUUCCAAAAGCAUCCCUGUGCUCUGCGUGCUGGAUGUCGAGAGUGGCAACAUCUCUGUGCUUGAGGGGGUGCCUGAGAAUGUGUCCCCUGGACAGGCAUUUUGGGCCCCUGGAGAUGCUGGUGUGGUGUUUGUGGGCUGGUGGCAUGAGCCCUUCCGGUUGGGCAUCCGCUUUUGCACCAAUCGCAGGUCAGCCCUGUAUUAUGUGGACCUCAUCGGGGGGAAGUGUGAGCUCCUCUCGGAUGACUCCCUGGCUGUCUCUUCUCCCCGGCUGAGCCCAGACCAAUGUCGCAUUGUCUACCUGCAGUACCCAUCUCUGAUCCCCCAUCACCAAUGCAGCCAGCUGUGCCUGUAUGACUGGUAUACCAAGGUUACCUCAGUGGUGGUAGAUGUUGUGCCUCGGCAGCUGGGAGAGAACUUCUCUGGGAUCUACUGCAGCCUUCUGCCUUUGGGAUGCUGGUCAGCUGACAGCCAGAGAGUGGUCUUUGACUCGGCUCAGCGCAGCCGGCAGGACCUGUUUGCUGUGGACACCCAAGUGGGCACUGUGACCUCCCUCACAGCUGGAGGGUCAGGUGGGAGCUGGAAGUUGCUCACAAUUGACCAGGACCUCAUGGUGGCACAGUUUUCCACACCCAGCCUACCUCCAACCCUGAAAGUUGGGUUCCUGCCUUCUGCAGGGAAGGAGCAGUCAAUGUUGUGGGUGUCCCUGGAGGAGGCCGAGCCCAUUCCCGACAUCCACUGGGGCAUCCGGGUGCUACAGCCACCCCCAGAGCAAGAGAAUGUGCAGUAUGCUGGCCUUGACUUUGAAGCAAUCCUGCUGCAGCCUGGCAACCCUCCAGAUAAGACCCAAGUGCCCAUGGUGGUCAUGCCCCACGGGGGGCCCCAUUCAUCCUUUGUCACUGCCUGGAUGCUGUUCCCAGCCAUGCUUUGCAAGAUGGGCUUUGCGGUACUACUAGUGAACUAUCGUGGCUCCACGGGCUUUGGCCAGGACAGCAUCCUCUCCCUCCCAGGCAAUGUGGGCCACCAGGAUGUGAAGGAUGUCCAGUUUGCAGUGGAACAGGUGCUCCAGGAGGAACACUUUGAUGCAAGCCAUGUGGCCCUUAUGGGUGGUUCCCAUGGUGGCUUCAUUUCCUGCCACUUGAUUGGUCAGUACCCAGAGACCUACAGGGCCUGCGUGGCCCGGAACCCCGUGAUCAACAUCGCCUCCAUGUUGGGCUCCACUGACAUCCCUGACUGGUGCGUGGUGGAGGCUGGCUUUCCUUUCAGCAGUGACUGCCUGCCAGACCUCAGCGUGUGGGCUGAGAUGCUGGACAAAUCGCCCAUCAAAUACAUCCCUCAGGUGAAGACACCACUGUUACUGAUGUUGGGCCAGGAGGACCGGCGUGUGCCCUUCAAGCAGGGCAUGGAGUAUUACCGUGCCCUCAAGACCCGGAAUGUGCCUGUUCGGCUCCUGCUCUAUCCCAAAAGCACCCACGCAUUAUCAGAGGUGGAGGUGGAGUCAGACAGCUUCAUGAAUGCUGUGCUCUGGCUACGCACACACUUGGGCAGCUGAAGCCCUGCCAUUCUGCGUGAGCUGAUCAGCCUGUGCCACACUUCGCUCUUGAGGAGCUCAACGGUCUGGCAGGGCAGCAGGAGGCUUUCUGGGCUCUGGACUCCACGGAUGCGUGGGCAGAGGAAUGUGGGCUAUGUAGUCAUAAUAAAUUAGGACACAGA